AUGGCUACCGAAAACGCUGCGAAGGAUGGCCGAUCUACGGAUCGCUAUCAUAACAAUGAUACCGGCCCUUUCGCCAGCGACUCACACACGCUGGUCUUGGGUGGCCCUGGCCAGCAAAAGAUCAGACUCGAUAUGUCCGACCGCGACAUGAUGCUCUGCGCCUCGGUUGAUGAGUCCACCGUGCGCCUGUUGCACUUGCGAAAUGUCCGCGAGGACACAGCGGACAAGGCCAAGUCCGUCGUCGAGCAACUUCUCGACGAGCUGAAGUCACUGGAUGAGAGCACCAAGAAGCCGCUUGACAGGGAGGGGUACAUAGAGCUGGAGCACGCUGUAGAUGAGACACAUGAGGAUGUUCGCAAGUUUAUCUGCGCGGAGGCUGAGAAGCGCGGUCUUGACUUUGAAUGGGGUGGAUCGGGGUACUCGCGGCCUAUGCUGCGGUCACUCAACGAGCAGACGUACUUCACUUUGCGCUGGCGUAAAGGAGGCACUUGGGAAACAGGUGGUGGGACACGUGUAGUUCCAGCUUGA
Clonostachys byssicola is the source of this 528-nucleotide messenger RNA. NCBI's taxonomy places the organism in Eukaryota, Fungi, Ascomycota, Sordariomycetes, Hypocreales, Bionectriaceae. The record is from the annotation of a GenBank genome assembly.